Molecule: messenger RNA, 464 nt
Organism: Strongylus vulgaris
Lineage: Eukaryota; Metazoa; Nematoda; Chromadorea; Rhabditida; Strongylidae
Source: the annotation of a GenBank genome assembly
AUGCAAGUUACUGUGGUUCAGAUAUGGGUUCGGUUUGAAAUAUUCUUCGAUUUGUUGUUUACCUUAAACACCGCGAAAAUUCAACUAAAAUACACAAAGUUAUCUAUCCGUCUGAAACAGGUACUGACUGAAGCAUACCGCAACAGGCGAAUCUCAAAACAAGCCGAGGAACUUACCGGCCAGGAUUUGGUAGACUACGUAAAUCGUAAGCAAACUUUGUGGAAGGCAAAGAAACACCAUCGUUUUGACAGCUAUCCAGAUCGCACCAAAUGGGGUUUGAUGGGUGUGAACCAUGUUCGAUUGUCCGUUGAGGCGAAGAAACAUCUGUCCCACACUAAAGAUUUGGAUAUAGAUAUACCAGAAAGCUUUGAUUCUCGAGAAGCAUGGCCACAGUGUCAAUCUAUAAAGGUUAUUCGUGACCAGUCAAGUUGCGGUAAGUGUUAUGAUGAUACACUGAUUUAGAU